Haliotis rufescens (red abalone) is the source of this 5749-nucleotide messenger RNA. RefSeq lists its product as uncharacterized. Bases 532 to 1791 code for a protein of 419 amino acids. The transcript is spliced from 5 exons. The record is from RefSeq and is a predicted model, not a curated record. NCBI's taxonomy places the organism in Eukaryota, Metazoa, Mollusca, Gastropoda, Lepetellida, Haliotidae.
AGUAUAAUAAUAAAAUUCAAUUAUCAACUGCCGGUUUCAUUUUAUAGGGAAAGGGAGGUUACUCUUGAUCUGUCUGAUUCACGUGCAGUUGUCACGUGUUAAUCCUUUCCGCUCAUGUUGCGCUAUAUAGACAGCAACAACAAUUUUUGCUCGCUCUGCACAAGAAGUAUUUUAUCAAGAGUAACCGCUUUCCAGCUCGCUAUGUCACGCAAAAAGGAUGUCUCAAGAUCCUUAGGGUCGACGGGCAGGGCUAGAGGGGCUGGAAGAAAGAGGAAACUUGUUCAGCGUGCGGACAGCGAGGUAGCGACGUCGGCCAAGCAGACAAGGAUUGCGCCCGCCAGUUUCGUCUCAACUACAGGUGAGUUAUCCCCCUUAUAUAUAGUUGAUGAUUCGUGUAGCAGGUCUGACAGCAGCAUAAAUAUUACAAGUGGUAGGUCUAGUAAUACUGAUAGUAGUACAGCUACAGUUAGAUUCUAACCAGUAGGCGAUAGGCCUAUUGAGCUUGAUAGCAGCGACAGCGGUACGCUUGUUAUGGCAACCGGCAUUAGUCAGUCACAGGGGCUUGGCGUGCAUGAUUUCUCACAGUUUAUUGCUCCUCAGCCUAUCGUUCUCUCCCAAGAUAACUUAGGUUCCAACAUACCUCAAAAUAUCAAGGAGAAAAUUUGGAAAAAUGAGUAUGUGGAAUUAGGGAUCUUAACUAAAGGGCUCAGACAGGAGACCUAUGACAACAACCACAAUCGUGCAAACAGAGACAAGAAGAGUUUUUUCAGAUUCCCUGCUGUAAUCAAUAACAGUGAUGAGAUAACGAGGGAUCUGAGUCAGAAGCGGCGCCGUUUGUGGUUGGCAGCUGUCAACAGAGAAGAUCUCGCAUUCAAGGACACCCGAUACAUGCGUGUGUGCAGCGAUCAUUUUGUCGGCGGUUCUCCAUCAGCCCUGUAUCAGGACACCCAUCCAGGUUGGAUACCUAGUGUGAAACUUGGCUAUGACAAGGGCGACAAAGGCGACAUGGGUUCUCGUUUCUUCCGUCUACAGGGACGCAAGGAGGCGACACGACUCCGUGACCUGCGAUUUGAUGAAGAAGAGCAACAAAGUGAGGCAGAACCGGAUGCUGAACAUGCUGAACCAGUGGAUCAGGACAUUACACCUGAAGAGGAACUUAAAAGUUGCAAGAUUAAAAUUGACAUUCUUAAAUCAGAAAAUGAAUCUUUAAAACACGAGAAUCUUCUACUCAAGAAGAUAGUGCAUAAAAUGAAAGCAAAUAAUACUGAAGAUUUUGAUGGUGAUGAUGAUAAAAAACCCUCUAUUGAGGUUAUAAGGCGCAAUUAUCCCAGAAUCAACACAAUCGAGGAAUGGACAGAUGCAUUCUUGAUAUUUGUCAGCAUUUAUCUGGAGAAAUUUGGGGGCAAAGCACAGCACAUGCUUAAAUACAUGAAUAUUGUACGCAUGGCAGCUACAAGGAUGAAGGUUUAUGGCUGGCGUUCCUAUGAUCAGCAGUUUCGACUUCGCCAUGCUCACAAUCCUCACGAACCAUGGUCUGUCAUCAAUAAUGAACUCUGGCUUAUGUUUGCAACCCCAUCAUCAAGUGUUAGUAUCAAUCCAUACUACAGGCAAGGUCAAGGCCAAGGCCAAGAUGUUAAGCCCAACAUGCGGACAAAACGCCAGCUUCCAUGCUAUGACUUCAAUCUGACGAAAUGUAGCCGCAGUGUGUGCAGAUAUGCACAUGUGUGUACCAGUUGCAGUAAGCCUCACCUUCCCGCCUUUGUAAGAAUAUGUCAAAGUUGGCACAUGUAAAUUAACUCCCCAAAUUGGAAAGCAACCUAGUUUUGCCUGAUAAAGGUAAAUCACCAGUCAAUCUGGAACAUUAAACAGCUUUGUAAAAAAAUUACCCAGACCAAGACACGGCUGAAUACCUAGGUGUGUGUGUGUGUGUGUGUGUGUGUGUGUGUGUGUGUGUUUUGGUUUUAGUUUGAAUUAUACAGGUCCAAGGGAAGCAUGUUAUUCUCAUAACUUGAAAUCAUGUACAGAACUACCAGAAGUAGUCAGGCAGAAUUUUCAGAAAGAAAUUACAUCAGGUAGGAUGGCAGGACCAUUUAGUUUCCCACCACUUCCAAAAUUAGGGUGCGGCAAUUGGGCUUGUCCCAAAGAUAGAACCUGGAGAAUAUCGGUUAAUUCACCAUUUGUCAUACCCAGAGGGUACAUCAGUCAAUGAUUAUAUUGAUGAUGAGUAUGCCUCAGUUUCCUACACAAGUUUUGAUGAAGCAGUGGACUUAGUCCACCAAUUUGGCAAAGGGGCAAUGUUAGCAAAAGCAAACAUUAAAAGUGCAUUUCUGUUAUGUCCAAUCAAUAAUCAAGAUUUUGAUCUCUUAGGUAUAUAUUUUCAGGAUAACUAUUAUGUGGAUAUGUGCCUCCCAAUGGGAUGCCGCACGAGCUGUGCAGUUUUUGAAAAAGUAGCAAGUUUUAUACACUGGGCUACUCAAUGCAGGUUGAAACAAGGGGCAUUACUUCACUAUUUGGAUGACUUCUUUUUGGUAGCUCACCUAACCCUAAUCAUUGCCAAGACGCUCUUGACACCUUUUUGUUGCUAUGUCAGAAGUUGGGAGUUCCUAUUGCUAGUGAAAAGACAGUGCUUCCAUGUACUUGUUUGACAUUCCUUGGAAUUGAAAUUGAUACAGUAACAAUGGAAUUGAGAAUACCGACAGACAAAAUCAAUCAAUGUAAAAACUUACUUCAUGGGUUUGCAGAUCGUAAUAAAGUGAAAUUGAGGGAAAUGCAGUCACUUAUAGGUUUGUUGAACUUUAUCUGCCGAGCAAUCCCCAUGGGACGCCCAUUUUCAAGACGAUUUAUAGAUUCAACAAGGAAUAUAAAGAGAGCAUAUCAUCAUAUCAGGCUGACUAGAGGGAUGCAGGGAGAUAUUAAUACAUGGCUGGAAUUUUUAAGCUGUCACAAUGGUAUUACAGUGUUCCCAGACCAAUACUGGAUGUCAAGUGACUCUCUACAGUUAUUUACAGAUAGUGCGGGUGGAGAGCAUUGUGGAUUUGGUUUGUACUUCAAAGGCAGGUGGGCAGCUGGAUUAUGGCCCAAGGAAUGGAGACUCCAAGGUUACACCUCAGACAUCACAUUCAUGGAGUUUUUCCCAAUAUUUGUGGCAGUUCAUAUUUGGGGGGAACAUCUCACAAACAAGAAAGUGAUAUUUAAUUCUGAUAACCAGGCAGUAGUGCAUGUACUGAAUAGGUUAACAUCGUCAUCACCGAGAGUAAUGGUUUUAGUCCGUUUGUUUACUCACAAAUGCUUGAAGCUUAACAUAAUCAUGAAAUCUCAAUAUAUUCCAGGGUGCUACAACAGCAUAGCAGAUUCUUUAUCCCGCUUUCAGUUGCAGCAGUUUCGGAUUCUAGCACCCCAGGCUUGUCCGCAGCCAACCCCAAUACCAGAUUCUCUAUGGCAGAUAUGGAAGACGAAGCUAAAAGGCUAUUAAGUAUGUCAGUAUCUCAAAACACCAAUAAGGCAUACAGGUAUGCGUUGCAUGGAUUUCAACAGUUUCGUUUCAGCAAUAACCUAGAUCAGACCUGGCCGGUUCCAGUUUCGCAGAUUGCUGAUUACAUAACCAACCUAUCAUUGGAGGGUAAGUCUCCAGCAACAGCUUAUCAACAUAUCUCAGCUAUCAGUAGAUAUCAUAAAUUAGCCUCAUUAUCAGACCCUACAGAGAAUUUUGUCAUCAAGAAGUUGUUACAAGGAAUAAGAAGAGAUGCUCAGAAGCCAGAUACAAGAGCUCCUAUCACCUUACCAUUGUUAAAACAGUUAACGGAAGCCUUGCGAUCUGUUUCAAAGUCAGUGUACGAGACUAUUCUGUUUCAGAGUAUGUUCUCCUUGGCAUUCUUUGGAUUCUUGCGUGUAGGUGAACUAGUGAGUAACAGUGGCCCAGCGUAUCAGGGACUGCUGCUAUCUGAUGUCAUAUUAAAUACAUCAAGUAUUGUUAUGACAAUUCGCAUGUCCAAAACCGAUUUGAGAGCAGCUCAACUUCACAUUGGAGCCCAUGCUGAUGUUUCAAUUUGCCCAGUGGCAUUGCUGAGAUUGUAUUUGGAUAGCAGACCCCAUUCAUCAUCCAGAGAGAGUUUUUUCAUACAUAUUGAUGGUCUUCCAGUUACAAGAUACCAGUUUUCUUCAAUGUUAUCAAAAGCGUUAGGGUGUGUUGGUCUGGAGCACAAUAAAUACAAGUCUCACUCUUUUUCAUUGGUGCAGCUACCUCAGCAGCUAUGCAUGGUAUCUCGACUGACGUCAUCAAGUGUUGGGGAAGGUGGAAAUCGGAUGCGUUCAAACGAUAUAUCAGAAUAGCUUUAAUAUAAGGAACGGUAACAAUUCAUGUGUAUGCUUAACCUGUCAACUAAGUUUUUCAGACAUUUGGUUCGUCGGAUCUUCCUAUGUGUAUUGGGCUCAGAAGAAUUCACAGUGGUUAGGAUGAAUUUGCGACUAGACCAGCUGGGUGCUGAGGUGAAGUGGCUUGGCAAGCUAGGAAUGAAGAUGGACGACUUGAGACCAUGCAUCAAGAAUAGACUCAAGACACAUCCUCCUCCGAAGGUACUUGUAUUACAUCUUGGAUCAAAUGACCUAGUGAAGGAUAGUGGUGUAGACUUAAGUAAGAAAAUAGAAGGGUUGGUUUCUUGUAUCACAGCAUCUAUGCCUGAAGCACUUCUGGUGUGGUCGGAAAUCCUACCUAGAAGGGUGUGGCAUGGCGCACAGAGAGGGGCUGCUAUUGAACGGAAGAGGAAGAGAGUAAACCGUUUCGUUACGAAUCUAAUAUGGAAAAAGGGGGACGUCGAAUUAAGCAUGAUAUAACAGCAAGCGAUUCCAACUUAUAUCGCAAUGAUGACAUUCACCUUUCCGAUGUGGGGAUAGCUAUUUUCUUACAGGAAGUACUGGAGAGUAUCUUUUUAAACAGUUCUACUUGACUUACAUUUCUGGCGGGGGUGGGUGGAUGGGUUACUCAUCUGUGGCGACCCCAGUGAGACAAGCCCCUCCUGUUUAUGCUCUGAGCUGCUCACAUCUGAUAUAUCGGCGCUCAGUUAUUAUUAUAUUAUUAGUCUUAAACCUCUCCCCCCAGGGUUUCGUCACAAAUGUUGUAAUAAACUGUGCCCAUAUUCUAUUCCACACAAAUAUUGCGUUUGUUGUUUUUAGUGUUUAUAGUGAAGCUUCACAAAGGAUCAUAUGUUGCUCAAGGUUCAAUAUUUGUUAAGUUUAGCAUAUUACCUUGUCAGGAUGAUAAUGGUUAAUUAUGACUCAUUCUGCUUGUUUUUGCAUGGGGGACAACUCGACAAUGAUCCCUCUAGGAUUCCAUUGCAACAAAUUAUAAGAAUUUCUUUCGAAUUAUUUUUGAAUGUGUUGGAAAUGGAAUGUUUUCAUUUUGUUUGUUUAUUUUCACAUAAAAUGAAUGCGAACCAAGACUUUCCGUAUACAUUUAUUGCACGGGAAAUAAAAAAGAGAUCGAUCAACUUCUCACUGCCGUCCCGUUGUAUAAAAUAAUUGUACCAUUUUACAUUGUAGAGCGUUUCUGGUAGUAGUGCAGACUAGUGUCUUAAGAAAUCACUCCAAACUUUUUUUGGCGCACACGGAAAAGCAAAACAUAUAUAAAUAAAUUCUUAAAAUAAAUAAAACAACACUAACAGAAUUCAUGCACAGAUUGCUUUUUUAAUCAUUAACGGAAAGAACAGACGACAAUCAGUGACAUCUUUCAGCUCAGUUUCCGAAAUGAUAUGGU